This is a messenger RNA of Sphenostylis stenocarpa, 768 nucleotides long. The record is from the annotation of a GenBank genome assembly. Lineage: Eukaryota; Viridiplantae; Streptophyta; Magnoliopsida; Fabales; Fabaceae.
AUGUCCAACAACAAUAAUAACAACAAGGUGAAGGGUCUCCUUAAAGGCCUAAGAUUCAUUUCUCAGAUAUUCGAUAAUGAAGGCAAAGAUUCAGUAAUUGAGAUUGGUCAUCCCACAGAUGUAAAGCAUGUAGCACAUAUUGGAUAUGAUGGUCAAGGUCCGUCUGACAAUAAUCCCUCCUGGAUGAACGAGUUUAAAUCUGUCCCAGGGAAUUCAUCUGCACCUAAAGAUCAUAAAGGAGGCAUUCAUAGCAAAGAAUCCGAUAGUUCAAUCCAAAGGGCCUCUGAAGAUUCAAUGGAAAGAAGUUCAAGGUCUGUGAAUAGACACAGUGAUGACAGUCACUUACUGGACUCGGCCAAAUCAAAACGACAAUCAAAUUCAACGGGGAACAUGAGAGAGUCCCGUGCAAAGGAAAAGUCAGACAGACCAAGAAAUCCAAAAAGGUCAUCCAAACCUUCGCAGCCAAAUGAUCAUCAUUCAUGCCAUGAAUCCAAACACACCGACCAACACAUGCAGACGAAUGAUUAUCCCCUGCACCACCAAGACAGUGAUUUACCACCUAAAAAAUCACGCUCCAAGAUAUCAAAAGAUGGUUCCGCUGUUAGUUCAUCCAAAUCAAGAUCAAAAGCAUAUUCUAGGGAUCACAAUCACGAAGGCCAUGCUAAACGUAACUCCAAAUCUACGGACAAACACGAGUCCUUUGAAGAAGAAGAAGGACAUUAUAAGAGAGGGUCUAGUGAAAAUAUACUCAAAAGUUAUGUAAAUUAG